Wallemia mellicola CBS 633.66 is the source of this 315-nucleotide messenger RNA. RefSeq lists its product as hypothetical. The transcript has 2 exons. Bases 1 to 315 code for a protein of 104 amino acids. The record is from RefSeq and is a predicted model, not a curated record. Gene Ontology annotation, molecular function: protein binding. NCBI's taxonomy places the organism in Eukaryota, Fungi, Basidiomycota, Wallemiomycetes, Wallemiales, Wallemiaceae.
AUGCAUAAUCUACCAUAUGAAUUAGUUGCUAUUAUCUUCGACGAACUCCCGCGAUACGACGUCAAGUCCUUAUCAUUAGUUAGUAAAUACCUGAAUACAGUUGCAAAUACGCGACUUUAUAGAACUAUUUCAGUACCCAAGCCAUUCUUUUUCUCUUCCAUGGAUCCAAUCAUGCUACAAUCUUCUAAACUCAUUGAAAAUACAUGUAAGACAGAACAACAGUUGCGUUUAUCAAACCAGCUUGUAUUACAUCUCUCAAAUGAAAAACUUGCGAAGCAUCAAAGUAGAUUUGAAAGACAUAUCGGACAGGAAUAA